Didymodactylos carnosus is the source of this 858-nucleotide messenger RNA. The record is from the annotation of a GenBank genome assembly. NCBI's taxonomy places the organism in Eukaryota, Metazoa, Rotifera, Eurotatoria, Philodinida, Philodinidae.
AUGAGCGUUUUUAUCAAACCACUGACACGCAUCACAACUUCAUCCUAUUCAUCAUCCGCGAUAUUUUCAAGAUGUUUGUGUCCUGUAGUUGGUAACGUUUUCACUCAGUAUGAAAUUCGACGAAAUGCAGGACACGCUCAUUGGCAAAAUAUAGCAAAAACAAAAGCAGCAAAUGAUCAAGCAAAAUCAAAACUUAUUGGAAAAUUAUCGUAUAAAAUUGGUGUUGCUAUUCGCUCACAAAAUGGUCAGACCAAUCCAGAUUAUAAUCCUAUGUUAAGAAACGUUUUAGAAGAAUGCCGAAGAAGUAAUAUGACAAAAGAAACAAUGGAACGAUCAAUAAAACGAGCAGUAUCACAAAAAGAGAAUGCAAAACCAAGUACAUUUGAAUUUCUUGGUCCAGGAAGAGUCUACUGUAUCAUUGAAGCAAUCACUGAUAAUCCGAAAAGAACAUUAAAUCAGUUGAAUAAAGUGGCAGCAAAACUCGGUAUUAUGAAAGUGAGUACAUCAGGACCAUUAAUGGAAUAUUUUGAUCAUCGUGGAUAUGCAUGUGUGGAUAAAUCAAUAUUUGAUGAAGAAAAGGCAACAGAAUUAGCGAUUGAAAUUAAUGCUGAAGAAGUGACCACAGGGUACGAUGACAAUAUGAAUGAAGCAUGGAAAUUUUUAGGACCACCAACAUUUUCGACACAAAUGAAAACAUCAUUAACCGAACGUGGAUAUAAUGUGGUAUCAGAUGGAGCUGAAUUUAUUCCAAAAGCAUUUGUGGCUAUAGAUGAUACGUGUCGAGCAUUACUUCAAGAAGUCAUUAAAACUUUUGAAGAACAUGAGGAAGUUCAAGGUGUUCAUACGAAUGCCACUUAA